UCUUUACAACUACUAGCUAGCUAGAGUCUUGUCUUCAUUUGUGUAUCCAUCACUUCACUUCAGUUGGAGGUUUACAACUUUUAAGGUUCUUCAGUGAGUGAGUGAUCAGUGACUGCAGUCAUGUACACUCACAGCAGUAGUAGUUCAUCACUUCGUUUCCUAGUCCUAGUCCUGAUAAGCUCUUUGAUCUCUUUAGCUCAACCAACUCUUGCUGACCCUUACGAGAGAACACCAAAUGCACAACCGCCAUCAAAAGUCGCGGCUAAAGUAUUUCCACCACAAACUUACAGCUGCAAUGUCGAAGGUACUAACUGUUAUCAGAGAAACAUCGCGUGCCCACAAGAAUGUCCUAUGUUGAAACCAGCUAGUGCUAGAGAUAAAGCUUGUUUCAUCGACUGCAACUCGGUUUCUUGUGAAGCAACAUGCAAGAAUCGCGUGCCAGACUGCACAGGAAUCGGGUCAGCCUGCUACGAUCCGAGGUUUGUUGGAGGCGAUGGCGUCAUGUUUUACUUCCAUGGAAAGACCAACCAAACUUUCAGUUUAGUUUCUGAUACCAAGUUUCAAGUCAAUGCUCGUUUCAUCGGGAGAAGACCACAAGGAAGAAACCGUGAUAACACAUGGAUUCAAGCCCUUGGUUUCAUGUUCGGUACCCAGACAUUCACCUUAGCUGCAAAGAAGGUAGCUCAAUGGGACGACCUUGUUGAUCAGCUUGUUUUCACGUACAAUAACGAACCACUAACCAUUGAAGAAGGUCAUCUCAGUACAUGGGUCGCAUCAGACGGUCAACUAACAGUUGAAAGAACAUCAACCCGCAACCGUGUGUUAGUAAAAUUGCCAGGCAUUACUGAGUUUUACGUAAAUGUAGUUCCUGUCACAAAAGAAGAUGAUCGCAUUCACAACUAUCAGAUACCAUCCGAUGACUGUUUUGCUCAUUUGGAAGUUCAGUUCAAGUUCUUGGAUCUGUCAGAGAGUGUUGAAGGUGUUUUGGGUCAGACUUAUCGACCUGACUUCAUAAACCCCGUUAAGAGAGGUGUUGCAAUGCCGGUAAUGGGUGGAGAAGACAAAUUCAAGACAUCGUCUCUCUUAUCUGCAGAUUGUAGGCGCUGCAUUUUCUCGUCUGAGAAUUCAGAUGAGGAGACCAAUUCUUUGGUUUUGGAUCCAACCAUGACUGUAGAUUGUACUAGCAGAACGAGCAAUGGCUAUGGAGUUGUUUGUCGCCGAUAAGUUUAGAUAGUUAAAGAGAGCAUUCAGCAAAGGCUUUUAGUUUGAAUAAGUUCUAUAUUGAAGUAAAUUAAUCAAAGUUUUAUAUGUAAUAUCAAUCAGUUUUCUUUCACAUACAACCUGUAUUUUUAUUGAUGUUUCCUGGUGUCAAAAGAAAGAUCCUGUUGUGUUUACUUGAAGUUUCGCAAUGAAACUGAAACUGUUUUAAUGCGCA
Messenger RNA from Papaver somniferum (opium poppy), 1435 nucleotides. RefSeq lists its product as uncharacterized. The coding region runs from base 121 to 1224 and encodes 367 amino acids. Lineage: Eukaryota; Viridiplantae; Streptophyta; Magnoliopsida; Ranunculales; Papaveraceae. The record is from RefSeq and is a predicted model, not a curated record. The transcript has 2 exons.